AUGGAUGAGUUUCAUAUGGUGCUUGCUAAUAAUGGUUUAUUUGAUGUUAAGCCUGCUAGAGAUUGGUUUACGUGGCAUUAUGGGGGGUCGGCGAAUCAUGCUAUUAAGGAACAUAUUGAUCGUUUUGUUGCUUCCCAAAGUUGGCGACAAGCAUUUCCAAAUGGUAAGGUAUUUACUGAGUUUGCUGAAACUUCUAAUCAUUGUUAUUUAUUAAUGGAUACUGCUUGGGUUCAACCUUUAUCCAGGGAUCGAGGUGAUGAUUAUUUUUGUUUCGAACAAUGUUGGGCUUCUGAGGAAGCUUUUAGAAUAUUAGUUAAAGCUGCUUGGGAUCUACCUUAUUCUGAUAUUCUGGAUAAAAUUACUGAGGUUGGGUCAAAACUUAGUUCUUGGCAAAAGGUUCGUUUGGCUAUCUCUCGUGGCAGAAUUCAAGUUCUUCGGAAUAAAAUUAAUUCUUCUUUUAGCCGUCAUACUUCGGAGGCAGAAUUACAGAAUCUCAAAAGAGAUAAAAAUGAAUUGCAUCUUCUGCUUAAUAAGGAGGAGGUGUAUUGGAUGCAAAGUACUGUCUCUGAUGAUUCUGUUAUUGAUACUAUUGAUACGGUCAUUACUGAUGAAAUGAAUGGUGCGCUUUGUGAGGAUUUUACUACUGAUGAAAUCAUUGCAGCCUUUCUUGAUAUUUAUCCGCAGAAGGCACCUGGCAUUGAUGGGCUUCCGACGAGUUUCUAUCGAUUGCAUUGGGAUAUUGUUGGGGCUGAUGUGGUCUAUUUGUGCUUACAAUUGUUACAAGGUACGUUAGACAUGAGUUUGGUUAAUAAGACGGUGAUUGUUCUUAUUCCAAAAAUAUCUGAUCCUCAACAAAUGAAGCAUCUUCGCCCAAUCAGUCUUUGUACUGUAGUUUAUAAAAUUGUUUCCAAGGUUCUGGUUCGAUGGUUUAAGGGGCAUAUGGCGAGUUGCAUUCAUGAAACACAAGCUGUCUUUCUUCCUAGACGCCAAAUAUCGGAUAACAUAUUGGUGGCACAUGAGCUUAUUCAUUAUAUGAACUCUUCAAAAAUGGGGUUAUCCGCUCUAUUUAACCGUUUGCAUGCUCAAAAGAAGAUUCGUGAAAUGGGGGCAAGUCAGAAUGGUCCUAAGGAGGCUUCUAUUAUUUGCGAUGCUUUUGAUUCUUAUGAAGUUGCUUCUGGUCAAAAAGUGAAUCUUGAGAAAUCGAUAUUAUAUUUUAGUCCAAGUACGAGACAAGAAUGUCGUGAUCAGAUUUUGAGUAUCUUGGGUAUUGGCGAAGUGUCUGAUUUGGGACACUACCUUGGUAUGCCUCUUCACAUUGGAAAGAAUAAGACGAAUACAUUUGGUUAUUUGAAAGAAAAGGUUUCGAAUAGAAUUGAUAGGAAGACGAAACAUCUUCUUUCAUUUGGAGGUCGUGAGGUAUUUCUUAAAGCUGUUGCCCAAGCUCUUCCACAAUAUAUUAUGUAUUGCUAUCGGCUUCCUGAUUGUUUAGUUCAGGAUUUGGUGAGUAAUAUGAGGCACUACUGGUGGUCAAGUGAUGCUAAUAGGCGUGGUUGGCCAAUGGUUGCUUGGAAAACAAUGUGCAAACCCAAAAGACAAGGUGGGAUGGGAUUUCGGGACUUGCAGAGUAUCAAUUUGGCUUUAUUAGGCAAACAAUUAUGGUGUUUUAUUAAGGAUCCAGAGAGUUUGGUGGCUCGAGUUCACUAUGAUAUCUGGGGUGGUUCAAAAGUUGUUUAUCUCACGGGGAGUUAUUCUAACUCUGAUCUUAAUCCUCUUUAUUGUUCUGAUAUUAUGAUUGAUGGUUCUAAUGUUUGGAAUGAAUCUUUGAUUUAUAAGUUGUUUUCUAAGGAAUAUGCUAUGCAGAUUUUUUCAGUUCCUAUUGCACCUUGUGCUGAAGAUGUUAUUGUUUGGGCUAACCAUGAUUCGGGUAUCUACUCAGUUAGAUAUGGUUAUUGGUGGUUACAGAAACGAAAUCAUGAUAAUGAGAGGAAGUCUAAAUUGUGGUCAGUUAUGGGUAAAUUGAAAAUUCUUCCUAAGAUACGUGUGUUUGCUUGGCGGGUUGCCCGGAAUGCAUUACCUGUUGCAACCGGUGUGGCGUGGCUCUUGGUGACUAAUGCAAAGAUACUACAUCAGGACUAUUUAAGGGCUAUUAGUGUGGGGAUGAAUAAACAACGGUAUACAAAUACUGCUAUACGAUGGACUCCACCUUUCGAGGGACUUAUCAAAGUAAAUGUUGAUGGUGCCUUUGUUGCGGAGCGCCGACUGUCAUCAAUUGGAGUUGUUGCUUAUUUUGCAGAACUGUCUUCUUUACUCGCUGGUCUUAGAAUGGCUUGUGAUAUGAGAUGGUCUGAUGUUCAGUUUGAAACUGAUUCCUUGAUGCUCGUCCAUAAGAUUACACAAACUUCUAUAGAUAUUUCCACCCUCGAUGUGUAUGUUCAAGAGGCUCGUACUAUUUUUCAGGAUCAUCCUCGUUUUUGUAUUUUGCAUACUCCUAGAGAGUGUAAUCAGGUUGCUCAUGCAUUAGCCAGUUGGGCUUUAAAUUCGGGUGGUUUUUUGGUUUUUGAGUCAGUUUGUCCCGACAUCAUUGUUCAGAAUGUUAAAAACGAUGUCAUUGAUCUUUGA
Molecule: messenger RNA, 2619 nt
Organism: Hibiscus syriacus
Lineage: Eukaryota; Viridiplantae; Streptophyta; Magnoliopsida; Malvales; Malvaceae
Exons: 7
Coding region: 1-2619 (872 amino acids)
Molecular function (GO): RNA-DNA hybrid ribonuclease activity; nucleic acid binding
Source: RefSeq, a predicted model, not a curated record